CUACAUUCUAUACAAUGGAUAUUAUUUUCCUAAUCGCUACUUUUAGUGCUCAGUCAUUCCCUAUAUGAAUAGGGGAACCUGCUUGACUCUCAGUUUCCACGGCUUGAGAUUUGCUUAUCUUUGGGCGGCAAUGUAUAGCCGGCUUACCUCGGCAUGCCGAACAGUUAGACAAUUUCUUUCCCAGUUACCAUAAAUCUAGACAUACGCUUCGAAGAGCAAGAGAUAAUGUCAUUCUUUUUCGGCCGUCGGCAUUCCCUCGCUGGCGCGUCACCAGAGAGCGAUGGCGUGCCUAGAGAUCCGAACCUGAGGCUGAGAAGAAGAGCGUCAGUUCCGAAUGUACCAACUCAGAGUCGGAAUGUUCACGACAGACGCAUGUUACAAGAUCUAUUUCGGAGGCAUCGAGAUUCUUCCGAGACAGAAGCGUCAACAGAGAGGGGUCAUGAUGUUAGUCAUGCAAAUUCCCCAAAUGCAUCUACAGAAAAAGCUACGAAAGACCAAACGGGGCCUCGGAGCUCUACACAGGCGCAUGAGCCACGUGGAAAAGAGAACGAUCACGAGGGUAGACCUCAUGUUACACCGUCAUCUAAUUAUUUGCUCAGCAAAGAAGACCUUGAGGCUCUUUUCUCUGGCGCUCCAUUCUUUCUCCUCGAGAGGGGCAACUAUGAUCAUCACUAUCCACAAGUCAUCUUCCCGUUCGAUGACCACGACCCCACCAUUCAGAAUAUGUGGGACAGAAAGCCACUCUCCCAUCCAUCUUUUAUUGUUUGUACGUUGCACGCUCAUCUCCCUAUUCCUGACAGGUGGGUGAGUACCAAGGAAUCCCCAAUUCAUCUGAACAGUUGGCGAAGGGCUGGAGGCUCUAAAAGAGCGACUUUCGACAUUGGGAUAUUCGAAGUGCCAAACAUGCUAUCGAUGAAUGGAAGAGAUCCAGGAGCGAUUGGAUUUCGUCAUUUUGUGGAGCUCCCGGUUGCGGAUGCUGUGCGCUAUCCUGAGAGACCAAAGUCUAACCUGGAUUAUCUGCAACUUUCCUCGAUGCCCGCUUCGCAGGUCUAUGAGCUAAUGGAACAUUACCAUGACAUAUAUACCAUGUCGGGGGGCGCCGGGUAUGAUCGAAAACGGCUACUCUGUGAGGGACCAUCUGCCUGGAAAAAGAUUGGUGUGCGAGAUAUCAAUUUACAAAGCUUGGUAGAGCGCCUGCGGACGUUGACAGAUCUUCGUCGCGAAAUGUUACAUGGGAAGAGAGAAGCAACGAUCCUUGAUACCGAGUCUGAGCAGGAUUUGUACAGCGACCUAUUCACUAAAUUUCUCUAUCCUCCUCCCAAGCCUCUGCUCGCGGAUGCUGUCAUGUCUCACAGUCUCAAAGCUCAAAUCAAGGCUCUGACAGUAACCCUCGCCACAAGGGGUGCAUGGGUGGACUUCAGUCUUCCCGAGUGGCGUUUGUAUGCAGGACAGUUGCUGUGGGAGGCCGGUCCACAUGCGGAUGGCGAUCUCUUAGACCCUACUACGUGCUCGAAACCUUGGAUGCACCCAACGAUUGAGCGUAGAUGGCUCCUUGUCCAGAUGCUCCUUGCUGCCGAAUUGCUUCUACGUCUCGAUGCUACUGUUAGGGUGGGGAUUCUGGAUAAUUCCAAGGCGUUACAUAUCACCGCCAAGGAUGUAGAUGAUUUCGAACACAUACGGGAUGGAAAAGUAGAUUGGGACCUGGUAGCCGUGCGGCGUUUUAUGGACACCUUCGACAUCAGCUACAAGGCUGACGAACCUGAUCAACUUGAUUUUGACCCCAUGAUACCAACAAGUCACCCGUGGGGUGAGAAGAAUCAUGAGAAGAACCACCAUUCUUUCUUUGAAAACCUGCUCCACCGAUCAUUGUCCGGUUCACCCACUGAGUCCAUCGAGUCAGCCUGGAGAUGCAGUUUAGUCCCAACAUUCCUCGACCAACAGCUCCAAGGAUUGUUUGCGUUCGCUGAGGAGAUUGACUGGCCAGGACUUGAUGCACUGAAAACGCGUUUGCAUUUUGUGAUUGGAGGGGGCCAGAUGGGGGCAGCCAUCGCCGAUGCGUUCAAUAAACCUGUGCGCAACGCGCUACCAGCUAAAGCCGGUGGGCCCCUUAAUAAGGAAGAAAUGCAUACCAGAAGCUUAUCUCGCCGGCGUAUAGCUCUCCAUUGCUCCAAAUAUCAGGCGGAUUCUGUGCAACUUGGUGGCUGGAUAACCCGAAGCUGGCUAUCCGGAUUUGUAUUUCCCGGAGAGCAGAUCAGCCACCUACUAAUGGCUACAGUACUGGAAAAUGACUCAGAUGCUAUGGCGAAACUAGGUCCCAUUGCAAACCUCUACGGCGGAUUCGCGUACAAAGGGAAGACCUGGUGGAGCAAAGAGUGCAUUGUUGGCCGAGUCCUGGCAAGCGUGGAAGACACCAAGGAAUGCUUAGGAUGGCUGAGAAGUCCGGUUGUGCCUAAAGAUGCUUGGACAAUCCAGUCGCUGGACGAUACGUGGUUUGAGGUUCCUGUGCAACCGGCUUUGGUGCUUUCUGGAAAACCACGCAUCCAACAGGGGAAGAAAAUGGCCAUGGAAUCGACACCACUCGGGCGUGGCGACCGGAGCAGUGGCGCAUUCUCCUUGCCGUUGGACGCUCCACCAGAGAAAUAUCCGAAGACGAAAGUGAGCUUCGAGGCGUUGACAUUCUCUGGAAAAGGUGGUCAAGCACUGAAAGGCACGCCACAUCUGAUGGCCGACAGGGUUUUCAUGACCUUUUCGGUGGCUUCAGAUACAAUGGACUUACCCAGGAAAGUCUCCUUCCAAUUGAGGUACAACGUCCGGUUUAUCACGUCUCACGAAUGUCGCCCGCCGGGCAACUUCACAUCGUAUCACAGCGCAUGUCCCGCUGGGAGUGGAACAUCGUCACCGUCCUCCAGCAGUUCAGGUGCGAGACACCAUCGUCUCCCAGGCCAUCCUCUCCUGAGCGCAUACUUAUAUAAACAUAUAACGCUUGAAUCUCUUCCCAACUGCCAUACUCCUGACGACACUUUCCUUGAAGGUGAUCACUACAAAAAGCACGAAGUGCUCAUUGUUGACGCGCGUGGCGGCCACGAGAGGGAAACGUUCGCCCGAGCAUGGUGUGCUUCCAUUGGCUAUAACGCCAUCAUUGGCAGAGUUGGCCGGACAUGUCUAGCGUGCUGCAUUAGAGAAGCCAGAGCCAUUAGUGUAAAGGUAGUUCUGCGCGUGGACGCCUGUGUCAGCCGAUCCUUGUCUCCUCCAACAUUGCCUGGCUUGAAGGAGAUCUGAUAAGUUCAUUAUCAUUUACUUCGCCGCUGAUGUCUGAACUCCUAUCGAAUAGGGGGAACCAGGCCAUAUCAUAUCGGAGAUUUUUUGGGGUAUAUAUAUCUGUAUUACAAUAAGAGGCCUGUCUUUAGUUUUUUUUCUCUUUCUUCUUGUUUUGCAUCCGCUAAUGGAACUAUUUUCCAAAUAAGCUCACACUUGACUCAAGUAUCAGGUCAACCAUGAAACAAUUGAACUUUACCAGAAGACCCAAAAAGGGGAAAACAAC
Messenger RNA from Aspergillus alliaceus, 3541 nucleotides. RefSeq lists its product as uncharacterized. The transcript is spliced from 2 exons. NCBI's taxonomy places the organism in Eukaryota, Fungi, Ascomycota, Eurotiomycetes, Eurotiales, Aspergillaceae. The coding region runs from base 226 to 3279 and encodes 1017 amino acids. The record is from RefSeq and is a predicted model, not a curated record.